Dovyalis caffra is the source of this 426-nucleotide messenger RNA. The record is from the annotation of a GenBank genome assembly. NCBI's taxonomy places the organism in Eukaryota, Viridiplantae, Streptophyta, Magnoliopsida, Malpighiales, Salicaceae.
AUGGGGCAAAAUGGACACCACAUUUUGACAGACAUGCUCUUUCAUAUUCAACUAUUCAAGCCUGCCUUUCUUCCUUGCCAUCGAGUGCUAGCUACAGGCAGUGUUUAUCUUUGGGUCUGGUGGCUUCCUGGGCGUGAAAAUGGUGUCAAAUCAGCUGCCCAAGAAUGGCAAAAGGGGAUGAUAGAACUCAGAAGGAUCACUUAUAAUUCCAUCUCACGCUUCUCCUACCAUAUCCCUAAUAAAUUUUUAGCUAACUACUCUCAGACCCUGAAAUGCGGCUCUCUCUCUCAGUCUGACCCCGGAAUGCGGAAAGGUACUCUUAGCUAUCGUACUCGAUUGCCCGGAAUUGAACGCACGCGCUGUGGUCCUCAUUGGAUGAGAAAGGAGAAAAGGACUUAUUUGAGUGGAGGGAGAAAAGGACCUUAA